AUGAGUGUCAAUUUUGUCGAUUAUUUCGCCAACGAGCACAAUGGGUAUGAUAUAUUAUAUCAUAACAUGAAAUACGGAUUCUUUGCAAGCAAAGAGCUCUCGGAGUAUCUCAGAGAAAGGUCAAAUAUAGAAGAGACAAAUUCGAAAUCAUUAGCUAAGUUAGCGAAACAGGCGAAUAGUAACUGCACGCAGGGUACAUUCGCACCGUUUUGGGGCGUUUUGAAAUGUUCUGCCGAAAAGCUAUCCAAUUUACAUCAACAUAUGUUUCAAAAACUGAGUGAACUAGUAAAGGAUGUAGCUAGGUAUGCAGAAGAACUUCACAAAAAGCAUAAGGCAGUCAAAGAUUCUGAAUCUAAUACUCUAGAAGUGGUAUUGCUAAUUCAGAACACAAAGCAGGCACUACAAAAGGCUAAAGAUGUGUACACAACUAAGUCAGCUGAAUUAGAGAAGUUACGGAAAGAUAAUGCAUCUGCUAAAGACGUUGAGAAGGCUGAGGUGAAGCUGAAGAAGCUCCAUGAAGAUUACCGACAGUUAGCCGAGAAGUACAACCUGGUGAAACAGGACUUUGAAAAGAAAAUGACCCAAACAUGUAAACAUUUUCAAGAUGUGGAGGAAGCUCACCUUAAGCAGAUGAAACAGUUUGUCAACUCCUAUGCUGAUAUUAUUCAAAACAACCAUGAUCUGAUGGGACAAGUGCAUAGGGACUUUAAACACCAAUGCCUAGAGCUAACAGCUGAAAAAUUGCUGGAACAGUUCUUGAUAAAAAAAUAUAAUGCAAUAGAAAAAGCAAUUAUUGAACUUCCUACAUCUUUACCCAAACCAGGCUCAGCAAACAAUUCAAUAUCUGAAGCUGACCAAAUAUCUACUAUCUCUAAUGGAUCUCAUAAACCAGCCCAACCAGCUAAAGCUCCUAAGAAAGAACCUUCCUUUGCCACAAAAACUUCUAGAAGAACUACCUCCCUUUUGAAUUUGUUUACACCUAAUUUCCAAAGCAAGGAAGAGCCCAGUGGUAGUGCUGAAGGUGCAGCACCAUGUUCUGCACCUUCCAGUCCUAGUGGUACACCAGCUACACCAGUAGCACCAGACAAAGAUGAUAACAUGGGCCGGACUACUCUUAGAGAAUCAAAGUGGUUCAUGCGCAGCAGGAGACCUAAGCUGAAAAAGCCUAAGAAGAAAAAAGAAGAUAUUUCAGAAAAUUCGAAUCCUGGAGAAAAAUCUGACUUAGAAGAGAAAGAGGAAGAAGCACCAACAAAAGAGGACUUAAUCAACUCACCAGAAGUUGAUGAGGAAGGCUACUGUAUCAGGCCCAAAGAUGAGAAAGGCAGUGUCUAUUCCUCUACAGAUUCUGAUUCUGAAGAAGAGAGGGAACAGAAAAUUCAUGUAGAAAUUAAACCCAUAAGCAAUGGUAAUCCUAUAUCUGCCAGUGUAGAUGAACUCAGAGCCACUGUUGAGAAUAUUUCUUUGUACAAGAUUGGUACAGCCACUGGCCGAAGAGGAUCUAAUGCCAAUACUAGUAAAGCUAGUAGUGACUUACUGGACUUGAACUUCUUUCAGAGCCCUACCGCCAGCAAUCCUGCAUCCCCGCAUGGCAACGCUUCGAAUCCUUAUGCUCCCUUGCAGGGCAAUCAGUCACAUUUAUUGGAAAGUCCCACUCCAAUUUCUAAUGCAGAUGUAGGUGAUCUGUUCUCUGAAGUUGGUGAAAUGAAUCAAUCGAAUAUACGCACAUCGACGCCCACGAUAUCCACGUCUAUUUCGCUGCCCAGGCCACCUUCACGACGAUCUGAGGGCGACUUCCGCACUGCAGGCUCCUCAGGCUCACGUGGUCCGUCACCUCUAACUAUAGGCAUGGCAGAUACUAUACCGUUAGCUGUUGCUUUUCACGAGAUUAUACACUCAUACUUCCGGGGUACGGAAGAAUCCAAGUGCCAAGUAAAGAUGUCAGGGGAUAUGAUGCUAUCUUUUCCCACUGGUAUAGUUGGUGUACUUGCCAACAAUCCGAAUCCUGCUAAAUUAUGUUUCAGACUGAAAAAUAUACAUAGAUUGGACAAUGUCCUACCGAACAAACAACUAAUAACAAUUAAUACAAUGAUGUCUACCCGUGAUAACACGGUCGUUGAAUUCAAUAUGCCUGCAUUAACAUCGCUGCUAAAGCGACAAUCGGAAAAGAACCCAACUGCCCAAUACUUCAAUGUAGAUAUACUUAAAUAUCAAGUACGACCAAAAACCGGCGCUGCGUCUUGUCCAUUCCAAAUGGUGUCUUAUUGGAAGUGUGAAAAGGACCAUACUGAUUUGAAAGUCGAUUACAAGUACAAUCUGCAUGCUAUGAGUCCUCCAUCGCCUUUACUUAACGUCUCUGUGUGCGUACCUAUGACGGGCGCUGUCACCAACGUAAUCGCAAUGCCGAAGAACACGUGGAACGGCGAGAACGAACAGGCAUUAUGGCGCUUCACAGAACUAUCGCAGCACUGUGAGGAUAGGGGCGUAGGUUCGUUAAAAGCUCGCUUCGAACUAGCUAAAGGUCCAUCUAACAAAACGACUAUUUCGGCGCAGUUCAACUGCGAGGGUGCGACCCUCUCCGGCAUUGAGUUUGAGCUAAUAGGUAGUGGUUACCGACUAUCUCUUGUUAAGCGGCGAUUUGUCUCUGGAAAAUAUAUUUGUGAUAGUGACUUGAACUGA
This is a messenger RNA of Arctia plantaginis, 2676 nucleotides long. NCBI's taxonomy places the organism in Eukaryota, Metazoa, Arthropoda, Insecta, Lepidoptera, Erebidae. The record is from the annotation of a GenBank genome assembly.